ACGCCGGAAGAAUUCUACAGAGAAAACGCAUCGUAUUCUCAGCCGACAAAAUUCACGCAGUCCUUUAGCAAUGGAAAACUUUGGGAUUUGUUCCGAGUAAGUGUGUGUGUGUUUGGUAGUAUCCCGUUGUAUCUCCUUAUCUAAAUAUGUAUAUAUGCAUAUAUGGGGUUCUGUGUAUAGAGUUUGUUUCCUGUUUUUUUCAGAAGCACGGACAAACCUUGCGAUGCCAACGGCAAAAGUAUUAAAAGUAUUCAAGAUGAUGAAAAGGUUGUUUUCGAAAAUCCUUUGUAUGAAGAAUUCAAAACGUCCCAAAUGUGA
Messenger RNA from Paramuricea clavata, 318 nucleotides. NCBI's taxonomy places the organism in Eukaryota, Metazoa, Cnidaria, Anthozoa, Malacalcyonacea, Plexauridae. The record is from the annotation of a GenBank genome assembly.